UAGCCAUGAAGUAUAUUUCAAAAGAGAGGCUCCACUGGCUUCUAGAAAGUACUCAGACCUGGUGUUGUGUCACUCUCUGUUAGGCCUGAAUCACAUCAUGGAAUUUUGGAUUUAUUUUCCCCUUCCUUUAGUACUAUAGAUGGGGACACCAAUGCUCAAAGAAGUGAGGUGACUUGCCCAGGGUCACCUCGUGAAGAGCGGCACUAGAUCCUAAGUGUCUGGAUUUCCCUUUGCUCUGAGUCCAUCAUGACCAGAUUUACCCUGGGUCCCCCCAAAAAUGACAGGUGACCCCUCCCAGGCUUGUCCAGCAACCCUAGAAUCAUUAUACGCAAGAGAGAAUACCAGGUUUUAGAAUCAAAUGCCCCAUUUGCACACUAGGCUUCAAACACAUGCAACUCAUUAGCUCGCAUGAGAAAACUAAUCCAGGAUGGGUUAAGUUUCUUGAAGCUGGACCCAUACUGACCAUGAAAUGUUGGUUAAGGCUCCUUCCUUCCUAGGAGCCAGGGUUCUGCCUGGGGGUUGCAGUGAUCCCUGAGUCCCCAUACCGAAGAGCAGGGUAAUGUGGUGGGGGAAGUGUUGUGCCAGGGCUGAGCUGGUUCUAACUGUGACCCAGAGAAAGGCCAAAGCUGCGAGUUGAACCAGGAAGGCUUCUCGGAGGAGGAGGCGGGGCCAGCUUGGUAGAACAAAGGAAGGAGUGAAUUUUCUUGGAGGUGGUAAGAGAUUGAGCCGAGGCUCAGAUAAGGCUGGAAACAUCCCUCCCCUCUAGCCCCCUACCCAGGGCCACCUCUCUGGUCCUUGUCCUUCCCUGCAGGGUCCAGGGGCGCUCCGGGAGGUGACAGUGCCCGGCCCUCGAGGCGGAGCCAGCUGUGGGGUGCGCGGCCGGUCUGGAGCUCCCUCCCAGGGUGGGGAGCGGGGGUGAGCAGGCCCCGCGGGGGGCUCCAGCAGCCCUUACAAGGAGUGUUGCGGCUCUCCGGGCGGCCCCGCCCGCCGGCCUCCGCCGGCUCCUCCUCCUGGCCGGGCUGGGCCGGGCCGCGGGAACGCAGCCCGCUUGGCGCUCGACGGGCGAGGACAUCGACGGGGCCGAGCCCGCGAGCGCGAGGGGAUCCCGCGAUUCGUUCUGCUGGGCCCCGACGGGCGGGCACGCUGCUCGGGGCUCUCCUACUGACUACCCGUGUCCCUCUUAGUAGCCUCACCAUGUCCUCCGUGUUUGGGAAGCCGCGCGCGGGCAGCGGGUCGCAGAGCGCGCCACUUGAGGUCAAUCUGGCCAUUCUGGGACGUCGAGGGGCCGGCAAGUCCGCUCUGACUGUGAAGUUUCUGACCAGGAGGUUUAUCAGCGAAUAUGACCCCAACUUGGAGGACACCUACAGCUCCGAGGAGACAGUAGCCCAGCCUGUCCACCUGAGGGUCAUGGAUACUGCAGACCCGGACACCCCCAGAAACUGUGAGCGCUACCUGAACUGGGCCCACGCCUUCCUGGUGGUGUACAGCAUGGACAGCCGCCAGAGUUUUGAGGACAGCAGCAGCUACCUGGAGCUGCUUGCUCUGCACGCCAAGGAGACACAACGCAGCUCCCCAGCCCUGCUGCUGGGCAACAAGCUGGACAUGGCCCAGUAUAGGCAGGUCACCAAGGCAGAGGGCGCAGCCUUGGCAGGCAAGUUCGGGUGCCUGUUUUUCGAGGUCUCAGCCUGUCUGGACUUUGAGCACGUGCAGCAUGUCUUCCACGAGGCCGUGCGGGAGGCACGGCGGGAGCUGGAGAAGCAUUCCCUGGCCCGGCCCCUUUUCAUCUCUGAGGAGAGGGCCCUGCCCCACCAGGCCCCACUCACCGCCCGGCAUGGCCUGGCCAGCUGUACCUUCAACACGCUUUCUACCGUCAGUCUGAAGGAGAUGCCUGCUGUGGCCCAGGCCAAGCUGGUCACUGUGAAGUCAUCCCGAGCCCAGAGCAAGCGCAAGGCGCCCACCCUGACCCUGUUGAAGGGCUUCAAGAUCUUCUGAGGGCACCCGUCAGGAUCCCAGGCUCAGCAGCUGGGCGAGGCUGCAUGACAGGGGCUGGCUUCUCACCACCGCCUCUCCCUCUGUCUGAAGAAUAGUCCUUGCCCUCUGGUGGACAGCUGACCCCUCUUCCAGCACCAAGUAAUGUCCCGGACACCCAGUUCACUGUGUGAGCUGGAGGGACAGGCAGGAAUGCUGCUCUUCCUUGCUCCAGGCUUUGGUUUCCAUGGUAACCGCUGCAUUUCCUGACCCCGAAGGGAAAUAGCCCCUGAGACCUGGGGUCAGCCUGAAGUGGAAGGAAAUUACAGUGUCCAUCAUGGUGCCAUCACCCCUUCCUGCUCCAGCUGCAGCCAGAUGUGGCCUCUAGUGUGCAGUUCUGGGAUGGUCCGUCAGCGUGCCCGAGAACAGGCCGCAGGAGGAGCAGCCCUGAGAUCCUAGCACCACCUGGUGGACAGGAAGGGCAAAGCGGCUACAGGUUGGUGGGGGUGUGGCUUGAGCCCGGCCCUCCUGUGGUUCUCUGACUUCACAGAAGCCCCAGGCAACAAACCUCAUGGUUUAUCCAAGUAGGGUCUAGUUCAAAUAAUCCUAUGCGACAGGCUAUGGAACCAAAAUUCCCAGGAAGGGCUACUUCCAGUACUUUGCCUUUCAGUGAGGACUGGGGGCUCUGGGGUAGGGAGCUUCCACUGUGUUUUUCCCCAGAGACAGGGCCCCCUUAUUUUCCCAGCGUAAGUGAAGGACUCUCUCCACAGACCUUCAGGACCAGCCUCCUGAAGUCUAAUGAUCAGAGCUGCAGAACAAAGUCAUUCUAGUGACCGGCACCCAGGACUCCCGGGAGCCUACAACUGGGGUUAUCAGACCCCCAGUUGGCACUGUCAGCCUGCCCCAGGCUUGUAGGUAGAAACACGGUACACCAUCUGUAGUCUGGUCUAGCAGGACCCAGUAGCAGGACACUUCAACAGGGGGUCUGAAUGUUCAAAGUCCACUUUUGAAAGAUAGAAGCUAAGGCAUUUGGGGUUCUACAGAAGGGGGUUUUGCAUACAUUAUUUGGGGUCACUGCCACAGCUGAUAGAAAAACACUGUGGCUCAGACACUCUCUUGGGAUCCCAUUGUUAGUACAGGAUCUAUAGUUUUCUAACUCUAUUUACCUUGGGGCCCCUGGCCCCAAGGAAAUCUCUCCUGGACCCAGGAGAUAAGCAGGUAAACGGGAGGGCUCUGCUAGGAGGAAAGGAUGGGAAGGGGAUUCUAAGCUCGGAACCCUGCUCUUGGCAAUUCUAGGACCUUGGAUUAAGAACAACAACUCUAACCCAGACUUUAGCCCCAUUCUGUGGAUGGAGAAGCUGAGGUCAGAGGGAGGCUGUGAACUCCUCAAGACCACAUGAGGAGUCCUAGCCAGGUUUCCAGACCCACAGGCCGGCUAUGGAUUUCACACUCUCGCUCCAAGCCGCUUGUGUUGGAACACCACUGUUUGAACAAACUAUGCAAUUCCAAAUGCCCACUUCCAGAAGCAUUUUAAUAAAAAGCGGGU
This is a messenger RNA of Lutra lutra (Eurasian river otter), 3514 nucleotides long. It is a transcript of the gene RASL12, whose product is annotated as RAS like family 12. NCBI's taxonomy places the organism in Eukaryota, Metazoa, Chordata, Mammalia, Carnivora, Mustelidae. Gene Ontology annotation, molecular function: GTP binding; GTPase activity. The record is from RefSeq and is a predicted model, not a curated record.